Molecule: messenger RNA, 837 nt
Organism: Anopheles merus
Lineage: Eukaryota; Metazoa; Arthropoda; Insecta; Diptera; Culicidae
Product: ADP-ribose glycohydrolase OARD1-like
Exons: 1
Coding region: 188-745 (185 amino acids)
Biological process (GO): peptidyl-glutamate ADP-deribosylation
Source: RefSeq, a predicted model, not a curated record
UUAUUUUAAGAACAACAUUAUGAAAUUAGAAAUAUUGCUUUUCUUGAGGUUGUCCGAUUUAAAUUAAUCGAUCAUUCAUUCUCUACGUGCAAUGGUGUAACUGACACUUUGGAACAGCUGUUGUUUUGGCUUGCCGGUUUCUUGCUUUUCCUCUUUCCUGGUGCAUCUUCUCCAAAAUCCUUCCUCCAUGACACUCUUGCACAUCGUGCGGACUGUUGCAAGUGCCGUAAAAUCUUUCCCCAGCAGCGUUUUUUCGCUACCGGUCGCUUCCUGCCGAACCUUCGCCACCUCUUACGCCAUGGCUAACUGCGUUCGCGAAAUCGAAGGUGACCUCUUCAGCGCACCCAAGGACCACUCGCUGGCCCACUGCGUGGCAGCCGAUCUGAAGAUGGGCGCUGGUAUCGCGGUAAGAUUCAAGCAGCUCUACGGAAAGGUUGACGAACUGAAGGCGCAAAACGCGGGCGUCGGUGGUGUGGCCGUGCUGGCCGAUGGUUCAUCGCGAUACGUCUAUUAUCUCAUUACGAAGAAAACGUACAACCUGAAGCCCACGUACGACGAUCUGACCAAGUCCCUGCGGGCGAUGAAGGAACACAUGGCGAAAAGCGGUGUUGGUAAGCUGGCCAUUCCUCGGAUCGGGUGCGGUAUCGAUGGGCUCGAGUGGGGCAAGGUAAAGGAAAUCCUGAACACGGUAUUCGGGGAAGAUGGCGCGUACGAAAUCGUUGUGUACAACUACGUGCCGAAGUGAUUGUAAUGCCAUGAAGAAAUCUCCAUUAAGUUCCUUAUCGAUCGAUAUAGAAGUUGCAGAGCAUAUUGUAAUAAAAAACGUUUAAAUUUAAA